Messenger RNA from Boleophthalmus pectinirostris (great blue-spotted mudskipper), 999 nucleotides. RefSeq names its product cyclin Dx (gene ccndx). The transcript has 5 exons. The coding region runs from base 1 to 999 and encodes 332 amino acids. Gene Ontology annotation, molecular function: cyclin-dependent protein serine/threonine kinase regulator activity. Gene Ontology annotation, cellular component: cyclin-dependent protein kinase holoenzyme complex; nucleus; cytoplasm. Gene Ontology annotation, biological process: positive regulation of G1/S transition of mitotic cell cycle; mitotic cell cycle phase transition; regulation of cyclin-dependent protein serine/threonine kinase activity. The record is from RefSeq and is a predicted model, not a curated record. Lineage: Eukaryota; Metazoa; Chordata; Actinopteri; Gobiiformes; Gobiidae.
AUGUCCCAGGAGGUGUCCGUGUCGCUCUGGUGUGAAGAAGCAGGAGACGCUCACAACCCGGUCCAGGUCCAGGAGCAGGUCCAGGAGCAGGUCCAGGAGCAGGUCCAGGAGCAGGUCCAGGAGCGGUGCGAGGUCCCGGCCGCCUGGGACCCGUCGGUGGUGGGGCAGAGGGCCGUGACGAGGCUCCUGCAGCUGGAGAGGAGAUACCUGCCCUCUGCGCUUUACGUCCGACUCAUCCAGGGGGCGCCACAGAGCAGAGACGAACUGGUCAAGUGGGCCAUGGAGGUGUGCUCGGACGUGGGCUGUGAGGAGCAGGUGUUCCCCCUGUCGGUGUCCCUGUUGGACAGGUUCUUGAGUUUGACCCUGUCGGUCCCUGCCGCUCCCGUCUGUCUGGUGGCGUCCUGCGUCCUCGUGGCGUCCAAACUGACCGAGUGCGAGACGCUUCCCGUGGACACGCUGUGCGCCGCCGCCGAGUACAGCUUCAGCUCGCACAGCCUCAGGGAGAUGGAGCGAGUUCUCGUGGCGACUCUUCGUUGGGACCUGGCGUCCGUCACGCCUCAGGACUUCCUGCCUCACUUCCUGUCGGCGGCGGUGACGUCGUGGCGUCGCGGCGGCUCGGACCUGGCGUCGACGGCGCGCAGACACGCCGACACGCUCGCCGCUCUGUGCGUGUGCGACUCGCGCUUCCUCGGGGCCCCGCCGUCCCUGCUCGCCGCCGGAGCUCUGUGCUGCGCCCUCAAAGGUCUGAGGGCCCCGCAGAACCUGGAGAACCUGGAGAACCUGGAGAACCUGGAGAACCUGGAGCUGAGCACGGAGAGACUCGCCCACCUGUGCCAGACCGACCCCGCCGUGCUGCAGUACUUCUCGGAGAUGAUCGAGCUGGUUCUCCGUGAGCGUCUGAGCGGUGGACUCCAGAGCGCCCCCUCGCAGAAGGACGAGGAACUGACGGAGGAGCCGCGCCCCGGGACGCCGACGGACAUGACCGAGAUCGACUUUUAA